AUACACAGAACCAGUCUAAACAGCAACGGCAAUUCUGACAGAAAUACUGCUUCUCAUAAAAACUGAAUUGAACUUUCCGUAAACUCGACAAGUGAAGAACCAUGAAUGGUUCAUUGCUUUUUGUUUCAAGUAUUAUCAUACUGGUAGAUGUGGUGACCGACUGUCCUCUCAAAUGUCUGUGUCAUUCAAAUUCAAGGACAGUGGAUUGCAGAAAUCAAGGACUUGCCGAAGUUCCUUCCCAUUUACCUGCUGAAACUCAAAUAUUACUUUUGUCAAACAAUGGCAUUCAGAAACUCAGUCAAAGGAGUUUUAGGGGCACAAAGACUCUCAAAAUUCUGGACUUAUCGAACAAUUCUAUUUCAGGUUUAUUACCUGAAACAUUCGGAGGACUAGAACAUUUGCAGAUUCUAAAUCUAACAAAUAAUGUCAUUGGAUAUGUAGAUAAUAAGACUUUUAGCUCUCUACCCCACCUAAGAACACUGGAUUUAUCAUCAAACAAUAUAUCAAAGCUUCCUAGAACUUUAGGAAACAAGACAGAGAACAUUACUUUAUUGUCUCUGAAAUAUAAUCAUCUUCAGGAAGUUGACAGACUUCUGCUAGAAUCACUUCCAAAUCUGAAAAUUAUUCUUUUCAAGGGCAAUUUCUGGCAAUGUAAUUGUCAAGUCUUUGGGCUUAAAUUAUGGCUGGAAACCUUUCUGUACAAUG
Protobothrops mucrosquamatus (brown spotted pit viper) is the source of this 705-nucleotide messenger RNA. RefSeq names its product leucine-rich repeat and transmembrane domain-containing protein 1-like. NCBI's taxonomy places the organism in Eukaryota, Metazoa, Chordata, Lepidosauria, Squamata, Viperidae. Gene Ontology annotation, molecular function: protein binding. The record is from RefSeq and is a predicted model, not a curated record. The annotation marks the transcript as partial. The transcript has 2 exons.